Messenger RNA from Plasmodium malariae, 1725 nucleotides. Its product is annotated as histidine--tRNA ligase, putative. Gene Ontology annotation, biological process: histidyl-tRNA aminoacylation. The record is from RefSeq and is a predicted model, not a curated record. Gene Ontology annotation, cellular component: cytoplasm. The coding region runs from base 1 to 1725 and encodes 574 amino acids. Gene Ontology annotation, molecular function: histidine-tRNA ligase activity. NCBI's taxonomy places the organism in Eukaryota, Apicomplexa, Aconoidasida, Haemosporida, Plasmodiidae. The transcript has a single exon.
AUGCUUUUGAAAAUCCUGUACCUUAUUGCAGUGUUUUUAAAAGUUCGUAGCUCAUGUAGAGGCACCGAUCAAAAGAAAAGAUUUCUUUUUUUAUACCAUAACGUAUUAAAAAAAAAAAUUAAUUUCCAUUUUCGAGCAAGUCGAAAAAUCGUAGUAUACAGUGUAAAGGGUAUAAGAGAAUUUAACCCCAAGAAUUACAAAAGAAGAGAAUAUUUAUUUAAAAUAUGGAAAGAAUUAUCAGAGAGCUUUUCAUUUAGUUUAUAUGAUUUGCCAGUAUUAGAAAAUUAUAAAAUUUUUCAAAAGAGUAAUAUCAAUGAGGCUUAUGAUUUUGUUAAAAAUAAAAGGCAUUUAAUACUGCGCCCAGAAAUCACACCACAGCUAAUUAACUACUUGUUUUUAAAAGAUGGGUUCAUAACAGAAAAGGAAAGGGAAGAAGAGGGAAAUACGAUAAAUGGAAGUAACCACGUACGUAACCAUGUAUGUAAUAUCAUGGCCAAACCAGAUAGCAAUAAGAGUAGUACAAUCUGCAGUAGUAGUAGUAGUAGCAGUAGCAGUAGUAGUAGUAGUACCAAUUUUGAUAAUUUAAAUAAAAAGAAAUAUUUAGUACAUAAUUUUCAAAAGGUACAUAAAAUGUGCACAGUGGGACAAUGCUUCAGAUAUGAACAAACAUCAUCUUGUAGAAAAAGAGAGCAUUACCAAUGGAAUGUUGACAUAUUAGGUAUAGAUAAUAUUAAUGCAGAGAUCGAACUAUUCACUAUACUGAUAUAUUUUUUUCAUCAUGUUAAAUUAACAGAAAAGGACAUAGUCAUAAAAAUUAAUGAUAAAAGAAUUAUAAAAUAUAUUAUAUGUAAGAUUUUUAAAAAUUCAUUAAGCAAUUUUUCUUAUAACUAUAUACAACAUGAAACACAUAAGAGAAUAUUACAUAUACUUGAUAAAUACCAUAAGGUGUCCAAAUAUGCUUUUAAAUUAUUACUAAAAAAAUAUAUUCCUUAUUUAAUGGAAAACGAAGUAAAUAUUUUUACAACAGUUCUUCAAAAUAUACAGUCAUAUAAUAAUCUUGAAUUGUUCCUUAACUUUAAUACAUCCAUCUUAACUGAUUUGAAAAGCGUUUUAUCUUAUUUAAGAAAAAUUAAUUUUCACUCCUUUUUUCAAAUAGAUUUAACAACAGUAAGAGGGUUGGAUUAUUAUAAUAAAGUCAUCUUCGAAGUUUUUUACAAGCCUAAAAAGUAUAGAGCAAUAUGCGGAGGUGGUCGUUACGAUUUUUCAUUGAACAAGCGGCAAAUACCAGCUGUAGGCUUUGGAAUGGGUGAUGUAGUAAUAACUGAAAUACUUUUCAACAAGAACAACAAGCAGAAGAACACGGGCAGCAGAAGCAGAAGCAGAAGCAGAAACAUCAAUGACUGCGAUACUGAUGAGUUCAACAAUUUACAAAAAAAUAUAAACAUCGUGUCCUUUUUUCCUUAUAUCGCACAAGAAAAUAUACAUGAACAUGCACAUAAAGAAUACUACGAAAUUUUACAUGAACUACGAAGGAACAACCUUAAAGUUUACGCCUUAUUGCAAAAUAAUCUAAAUCUAUCUAAAGCUUUAAAAAAAGCUAACGCUUUGCACGCCGAAUAUUUUCUAUUUUUCGAAGAAAACGAUAAACUAUUUCUCCUGAAAAAUUUGAAAACAGGAAAACAGGACAUUGUAAAUUCGAGUAAUAUUUUAUCGUUCUACGGUUAG